AUGAAGUCUACUUUCGCGUCGCUCGUGCUCGCCUGCGCGUUGCUCUUCGGUCAGAGCUUUGCCGUCCCCGUCAGCCCGCCCUCACCGAAUGCCGCGCUCACUGCCGUUCACGGACCCCCCUCGGACUUCGUCAGCUUCGUCCCCGGCUCCGCCCCAGGCUCAAUCGACCCCUCGCAGACCUUCACCUUCGCCCGCCCGAGCGGCGUCCCCUCCGGCUUCCCCAGCGACGCCCCGGCUCUCCCUUCGGGAAUGCCCAACGCUGCCCCCUCCGGAAUGCCCAGCGGCGCCCCCUCCGGAAUGCCCAGCGGCACCCGGAUGAUGAUGCCGGCCGCCGCCAGCGGCCAGUCCAUGCCCUCCGGGAGCUUCUCCCUGCCUCCUUCCGGCUCAGCCCCCUCGGGCCCCUCCGGCGGCGCGUUCGACGGGCCGAGCCUCACCCCCCGCGCGGUCGUCACGGCUACCGCGCCCAAAGAAAGCGGGUGA
Epithele typhae is the source of this 480-nucleotide messenger RNA. RefSeq lists its product as uncharacterized. NCBI's taxonomy places the organism in Eukaryota, Fungi, Basidiomycota, Agaricomycetes, Polyporales, Epitheliaceae. The transcript has 2 exons. Bases 1 to 480 code for a protein of 159 amino acids. The record is from RefSeq and is a predicted model, not a curated record.